Penicillium samsonianum is the source of this 1302-nucleotide messenger RNA. RefSeq lists its product as uncharacterized. The transcript is spliced from 5 exons. Gene Ontology annotation, cellular component: fungal-type vacuole membrane. The record is from RefSeq and is a predicted model, not a curated record. The coding region runs from base 1 to 1302 and encodes 433 amino acids. Lineage: Eukaryota; Fungi; Ascomycota; Eurotiomycetes; Eurotiales; Aspergillaceae. Gene Ontology annotation, biological process: transmembrane transport. Gene Ontology annotation, molecular function: transmembrane transporter activity.
AUGUCGUCGUCGAGUAACUUAAGCAGCUCAAGUAUCGAAGCCGCCAAAGAGAGCGUGCCCAUAGCCACUGAGCCAGAUCUUCCUACAGAGGGAGGUGUUCGAGGAUGGAUUUGUGUGGUUGGUGCUUUCAUUUGCCUAUUCUGCACUUUCGGGUUUCUGAAUGCGAUUGGUGUCUUCCAGACACAUUAUGAACAGAAUUCCCUCCGCGAUUAUAGCUCCUCCGAUAUCUCAUGGAUCUUCGCCGUUCAACUAUGCAUGAUGUGGGCUCUGGGCCCGCUCUACGGACGUCUCCUCGAUACCUUCGGGCCUGCCCCAGUGCUAUACCCGUGCAGUCUGCUAUGUGUGUUUGCUUUGUGCAUGACCAGCUUGGCAGAAGAGUACUAUCAAAUCUUCCUCGCACAAGGUCUUGGCUUUGGAAUCGGUGCCGGAGGAGUCUUUACAGCCGCGAUGGUCUGUGUUGGCCAAUGGUUUGUCAAGAGACGAGGACUUGCUCUCGGUAUUGCGGCGUGUGGGUCGAGUACCGGUGGCGUCAUCUUCCCCAUUUUCUUGAACAAAAUGGUCGGGGAUGUGGGCUUUAACGGCGCGAUCCGGUAUACUGCGUUGUUCAUUGGUAUCCUGCUUGCUGGGUCUUGUUUCAUGGUCCGAUCGAGAUUGCCUCGUAAGGCAUGGAACAAAGAUGCGCCAUGGCUUGAUUUGUCACUGUUUAAAGAGAAGCAAUUCGCUCUGUACUGCUUAGGCGCAUUUUUUGUGAUGUGGGGACUCUGGGGUCCGUUCGAUUAUCUCCCUAGCAUGGCCCAAGAAGAGGCAAAUUUCUCUCCCGACCUAGCUUUGUAUUUGAUCUCGAUUAUCAAUGCUACCUCAAUUCCCGGUCGCAUUAUCCCUCCGCAUAUUGCAGAUCAUAUCGGCCAUUUCAAUGUGCUCACCACCUGCGCAUUUGCGACGGCAAUCUCAAUGCUCUGUCUUUGGUUGCCCUUCCACUAUCACUCCUCCCAUGCGGGGCUGAUUAUUUUUGCGCUGGUUUAUGGGUUCGUGACAGGCGCUGUUGUCUCGCUACUCAUGCCCUGCGUUGCCAAGUCAGGAAAACUGGAAGCAUUGGGUGUCAGAUUCGGAACUUUCCAAAUGGUGGUCGCUCUCGGAUGUCUUACUGGACUCCCUACCAUGGGCGCCAUCUUGAAACAGGAGGGUGGGAAGAACUUCGCUGGUCUGGAGAUCUUUGCUGCUGUAUCUGCGCUGAUCGGUGCAAGCUUCCUGGCAAUGUCGACAUAUCAAAUGUCUCGCUCUCGAGGAACCUGGCGAGUCUAG